This is a messenger RNA of Tachysurus fulvidraco (yellow catfish), 3367 nucleotides long. RefSeq names its product C-type lectin domain containing 16A (gene clec16a). The coding region runs from base 121 to 3234 and encodes 1037 amino acids. NCBI's taxonomy places the organism in Eukaryota, Metazoa, Chordata, Actinopteri, Siluriformes, Bagridae. Gene Ontology annotation, biological process: regulation of autophagosome maturation; endosome to lysosome transport; endosomal transport. Gene Ontology annotation, cellular component: late endosome; endolysosome membrane. The transcript has 24 exons. The record is from RefSeq and is a predicted model, not a curated record.
UUCUUGUCAGUGUCCUAGUUAGCGUUAGCGAUGUUUUCUCUUUCGCUACAGCCGUAAUGGAUUGUUUUCGUCAGGUCGAGUAAAUAAAAGAAGGUUUGAGGAUUAAAGAAGGCCGUCAGUAUGUUCGGCCGGUCCAGGGGCUGGGUGGGAGGGCAGGGAAAGCCCAAAAACAUCCACUCUCUGGAUCAUCUGAAGUACAUGUAUCACGUCCUGACUAAGAACACGACUGUGACCGAUCACAACCGGAACCUUCUCGUCGAAACCAUCCGUUCCAUCACGGAGAUCCUCAUCUGGGGCGAUCAGAAUGACAGCUCUGUGUUUGACUUCUUCUUGGAGAAGAACAUGUUUGCGUUUUUCCUCAACAUCCUGCGGCAGAAGUCGGGUCGCUACGUCUGCGUGCAGCUCCUGCAGACGCUCAACAUCCUCUUCGAGAACAUAAGUCACGAGACGUCUCUCUAUUACUUGUUGUCGAAUAACCACGUCAACUCCAUCAUCGUGCAUAAAUUUGACUUCUCCGACGAAGAGAUCAUGGCCUACUACAUUUCCUUUCUGAAGACGCUGUCACUGAAACUCAACAGCCACACUGUUCAUUUCUUCUACAACGAGCACACUAAUGAUUUUGCCCUGUACACGGAGGCCAUUAAGUUUUUCAACCAUCCAGAGAGCAUGGUCAGGAUCGCAGUCAGAACCAUCACACUCAAUGUGUAUAAAGUGUCAUUGGAUAACCAGCACAUGCUGCACUACAUCCGGGACAAAACGGCCGUGCCCUACUUCUCCAACCUGGUGUGGUUCAUCGGCAGCCACGUCAUCGAGCUGGACAAGUGCGUGCAGACGGACGAAGAGCACACGAACAAAGGGAAGCUGAGCGACCUGGUGGCAGAGCACCUGGAUCACCUGCACUACCUGAACGACAUCCUCAUCAUCAACUGCGAGUUCUUGAACGACGUUCUGACCGAUCACCUGCUGAACCGCCUGUUCCUGCCUCUCUACGUCUACUCACUGGUCAGUCAGGAGCAGAGUGAAGAUCGCAAGAUUAACCCUCAGGUGUCGCUCUACCUGCUGUCUCAGGUGUUCCUCAUCAUACACUACCAGCCCCUGGUGAACUCUCUGGCUGAUGUUAUUUUAAAUGGAGACCUGACUGUGUUCACACCCCAACCAGAACAGAACACACACAAGACCUCAUCCGGUGCUGCAGUGCGACGCUUCACCAAGCCACCGGAGAGUCUGGAGCGCUCGUUGGAGAUGAGUCGACAUCGAGGCAGGAAGAGGACGCAGAAACGACCCAACUACAAGAACGUGGGGGAGGAGGACGAGGAGGAGAGGGGAACCGACGAAGGCCUGGACGAGGAGAAGGAGAAGGCUAAAGGUACAGAGGCUAGCUCAAAGGCCAGCAGGACGAGUGGGGACACAGAAGAGAUUGAGAUGGUGGUUAUGGAGAAGGGCAAAAUCUCAGACAUAUCCACACUAGCGGAGCAAAACAUUACAGACGAGGAGAAAACCGCUGCAGCUGCUGCUGGAACAGAGGGAAAGAGAAGCAGGCCCUUCUUGGACAUGGUGUACAAUGCUCUUGACUGUGAGAAGGAAGACUACCAUGCCCUCUUUGUCCUCUGCCUCCUCUUCGCCUUGUCUCACAGCAAAGGUAUAAACUUAGAGCUGCUGGAGAAGUUCCAGCUGCCGGCUCCAGGUCAGGAGAGGAGCAGCUACAGCCAUGUUCUUGUGGAGAGACUGAUCAGGGUCAUGAACCAUGCUGCUCUCCCAGACGGGAGGGUGCGCCUGGCCACCCUGGAGCUGAGCUGUCUUCUCCUGAAGCAAUCAGUGCUGUCUGGCUCCCAGUGCAUCAUCAAGGAUGUUCAUCUGGCUUGUCUGGAGGGUGCCAGAGAAGAGAGUCUUCAUCUUCUACGACGGUUUUACAAGGGAGAGGAGAUCUUUCUGGAUAUGUUCGAAGAUGAGUACAGGAGCAUGACGAGUAAGCCUCUAAAUGUGGAGUAUCUCAUGAUGGAUGCUUCCAUACUCCUGCCCCCGACCGGGACGCCGCUGACUGGCAUCGACUUUGUGAAGCGGCUUCCGUGCGGUGACGUGGAGAAAACCCGCAGAGCAAUCCGUGUGUUCUUCAUGUUGAGGGCUCUGUCCCUACAGCUGCAGGGGGAACCGGAGACACAGCUGCCCCUGACGCGCCCCGAAGACCUCAUCAAGACCGACGACGUCCUCGACCUCAAUAACAGUGAUCUCAUCGCUUGCAUGGUGGUGAGUAAAGACGGCGUCCAGGCACAGAGGUUCCUGGCCGUGGACGUUUAUCAGAUGAGUCUGGUGGAACCCGAGACCAAGCGGCUGGGCUGGGGGGUGGUGAAGUUCGCAGGUCUCCUGCAGGACAUGCAGGUGUCUGGUGUGGAGGAUGACAGCAGAGCCCUGAACAUCACCAUCCACAAACCCACAUCCAACCCUCACGCCAAACCCCUCCCCAUCCUGCAGGCCUCCUUUAUCUUCGCCGAUCACAUCCGCUGCAUCAUCGCGAAGCAGCGACUGGCUAAAGGACGCAUCCAGGCAAGAAGGAUGAAGAUGCAGAGGAUAGCGGCUCUCCUCGACCUUCCCGUCCAGCCUUCAUCUGAAGUGCUAGGUUUUGGUCAGUCCACUUCUUCCUCAUCCUCGUCCUCAUCCCAGCUGCCCUUUCGCUUCUAUGACCAGGCACGGCGAGGGCCGUCGUUUGCCUCGGUAGAUAAAGUUCCAGGUUUCGCAGUGGCCCAGCAGCGCAGUUCCAGCUCCAGCAACACAGUUCAGACUGACGUCAACACCACCAGCAGUGUGUCUACACACAGCACUUCAGUGCCCCUGGCCCCGAGCCUGACCCCCGCCGCUCAGCCCACCAUCUCCCUGCUGUCAGAUACCAACACAGACUCACUCAGCGUCGACUCGCUCACCCUCCUGCCCCCAGCCGACCCUCACUGCCUGCGCCGCUUCAGCCGGGACGAGGCUGCGCCCGCUGGCCCAGAUACUCGUAUCACACCUAACCUACAGGGCGCAGGGGACAGAAAGGACGUCUCGGCAUCAUCAGAAGAACACGGGUCUUAUACCAGAGACAACGGUCGAGACGCAGAACCCCAUCAUCCCGAUUCCGAACCAGCAAAAGUUUCUGAACCCGAUCUAACGUCGAGGUCAAGAGAGAAAGCCGAGAGUGAAAUCUCCGCUCCGGACCCGGAGGACAACCUGGAUCUGGAACAGGAGACCGAAAUAGACUGAGAUACUUUUGUUGUUUCUGUGUUUUGUUCUUUUUUUUUUUUUCCUUUUGGUUGUUAAGAAACCUGCUGAACGUCAGAUUUCUGUUUGUUCUUCACAGCGGUGGCUUCCGUCACAUCACGUUCCGUGCCUCCUC